AGUGAUGUCGACAGAUAUUAUUGAAUUGAAAAAAGACACAGAAGGCAAAAAUAAAGAUAAAAUCUAUUGUUCGUUUUGUCCUUCAAAAAUGCUCAAUGCUGGAGCUGCUAGAUUAAUAAACAUGGAUUUUGCAUUACCUUAUAUCCAUAGCAAAGCAGAGGACAAAGCUAAUCAGUCAGAAACAAUAUCUGCUUAUUGGUUAAUAGAAGAUAUGUAUACUUUCGAAAAUAUUGGUGUGUCACACACAGUAGGCAAUGUCAAGUACCUAGCUUGUGCCGAUUGUGAGAGAGGUCCAGUGGGAUGGCAUGAUUUGUCCACUAAAAAAUCAUACGUUGCAUCAUGUAGAGUAAAAUACGAAUGAACAGAGAUCUUAUUAUU
Atta colombica is the source of this 378-nucleotide messenger RNA. RefSeq names its product guanine nucleotide exchange factor MSS4 homolog (gene strat). The transcript has 2 exons. Gene Ontology annotation, cellular component: membrane; cytosol. Gene Ontology annotation, biological process: small GTPase-mediated signal transduction; post-Golgi vesicle-mediated transport. Bases 5 to 361 code for a protein of 118 amino acids. Gene Ontology annotation, molecular function: zinc ion binding; guanyl-nucleotide exchange factor activity. The record is from RefSeq and is a predicted model, not a curated record. Lineage: Eukaryota; Metazoa; Arthropoda; Insecta; Hymenoptera; Formicidae.